GGAGGGACCGGACCGUCAAGUGGCCAGCUCUCGAGCCUGCCCGCCCACCGCGCGCCACUCCACACCGGCAGCAGCGCGUGAGGAUGAUGCCAGCCAGAGAUAGAUGGACUGGCGAGGGAGGGGAAAAAACUGCACAGUGAUACAACUAGAGUAAAGAGGAGGCGGUGGAUGAGUGUGAGUAAAAAACUGUAAGAGUUUCGGAACAAAGAAGGACACAAAUUGAGCAGAGUGAACGGGAACUAGCCGGAGACCCGCUGGUGGCGUGUAUGUUCCUCCCCGCACAGAUGUCCGAGGCCCUCUCGAUGCCAACUGAACACUGUUGACCGAGGCAGAGCGCACAGUGACGGACACUGGAGUGGGAAGCUUCGGGGGACAGACAGCGCUGAAGCUGUGACUGAGACUCUUUGCCAGGACGCUGCAGAUCAUUCUUAUCACCAUAGAAGUGCAACUGGCUCAGCUUCUGUCGUAGAUCACCUGUUUUGCCAUCCAGAGAUGGAUUCCCCCACAGAUCUUUUCAACGACUCCACUCCACAGAUCCGUGCGUUUGCUAACACUCACGGCAGCUCCACAGACCUCCCUGGUGUUCUCCCUCAGCCCAGCACAGGACGUCCACCUCCUGCCUUCAGACCGCCCGGCUUCCCCCUCAUCCACCACCUCCUCCAGCCAGGUGGAGCCCCCAGAAGACUUGGAGGACAUCUCAACCCAAACUUGAGCACACACAGACACCUGGAUGACACAAACUUAGAGGAAGACAGAGGAGAGCGAGAUGGGCAUGUGGGGGAAGAUUUAGAAGGAGAAGAGGAGGGAGGAGUAAUGGAGGGAGAGGAAAGCUUGUUGAAAAAGAGGCACAGUGAUGCAGCCCUUGCGGCGGAGUGGGGUCAAGACGUCAUGAAAGUUAAGAGGAUGAAACUAGAGAGUCGAGCAAGAGACGGAGAGGCAGAGGAGGGAGGCAGGAGGCGUGAGGGAGGGAAGGAGGGGAAAAGGAGAGAGAGGGAAGAGUUGAAAGAACAGCUUGAGGAGGCCAGAGAGAGACUGCAGGCCCUGCAGGAGAAGGUAUGGAGGGCUUUUGGGGAGAAGAACAUGGCAGAGGAGGAGAAGAAAAAGAGGAACAGGUACAAAGACGGGGGAGAUGGAAGAGAGGGAGAUGUGGGGUUGUUAGGGGAGGAGGAGAUCACAGAAGGGUUAUACGAUGAUGAUGAUAUUGAUGCUGGAGAGAUGGAAAAAGAAACUUUCUCCCUCCUUUCUGUUUCUCCUUUUGAAAGUUUUCACAAACGCAGAGAAGAGAGGCAAAAAGACAGAGAGAGCAGGAUCGAGAGGGGACGAGGAGGGGGUUUACACUUGGAGGGUGUGAUGGAGGGAGCGGGGCUGUGGUUGGAUUGCGGAGGGCUAGUAAGGGGAGAUUGGCAGGGAGGGAUGGAAGAGGAGGGUGAGGAGGGAGGGCAGAAGUUUGCUCAGGCGCUGAAGCUGGAGUUGGGCAGCGCUGUGGCUCGAGUCAUCGAUCGAGUUCUCCGCCUUUACACCGAGAUGACAGAUUUCACUCCGUCCUCUCCUCCUGCUGCCAUCUCUUUCCUCCAGUCUGACACAGGGAACGAAGGAGGGAGGGAGAGGGGGAUGUGGAUGGGACUCUUAGCUAGAGAGGAGGAGAAAAUGAGAGGGAAGGAGGAAAAAAGAGGAGAGCAAGAUGAGGAAAAAGAGAAGCAGCUCCAAAAAACAAGUAAUGGGAGCACUCUGCCUCCGCAUUGCACCGAUCCAUCAGAUCUGGGGAUGUCAUUGGCUGUUCAGAGGUCAGCUGACAUCCGCAAAGCCCACCCUCUCCUCGGCCCACCUCUGUCCACUCAUUUAAACCCCUCUCACCCAAACCUCUCCCUUCAUCACCCCUCUCUACCUCGCCCUCCUCCUCUCUCUCACCCUCCUCUCUUACCCGGAGCCUCACAACCCAAGGACCCCUCCUCCUCCUCCUUCCACCCAUCUUCAUCCUCCUCUUCUUCCUCCUCAACUUCCUUCCACCCGCCUCCCCCACCUCCACCUCCACCCCCUCCUCCCCUCCCUCUCCCCCUCCUGCACUACUCCAUGCAGCAGCUCUUCUCUCGCUCCCUCCACCACCCUCAGCUCUCCCACCUUCCCCCGUCCCGCAAGGACUAUUUGAGCGCCGAUCCCUUUUUGGAGUUCUCCUCUCACCCUUCGUCUCACCCAUCUUUCCCCCCGCUCCCCUUGCUCGGUCACCUGGACCCCUCCCUUGCACGCCACGCUCACAGUGGGAGGGACAGGGAGAGAGGGAUGAGGGGAGAUGGAGGGAUUAGAGGAGGGGGAGGGAUGGAUGGAGGAGACCUCUACCUGACUGCCGGAGGAGUAUACACCCAGGAGGGCUUGUCUCCCUGCCAUCUAAAGAAAGCCAAGCUCAUGUUCUUCUACGCACGCUACCCCAGCUCCAAUACACUGAAGACUUACUUCCCUGAUGUCAAGUUUAACCGCUGUGUGACCUCCCAGAUGAUUAAAUGGUUCAGCAACUUCAGAGAGUUCUUCUACAUCCAGAUGGAGCGCUUUGCACGACAGGCUGUCCGUGAGGCUCUCACCCGGGAAGGUGCACCUCGUCUGGGCAAUGAGAGACAGAUGAGAGUGGGCCGUGACACAGAGCUCUACCGCAUACUAAACAUGCACUACAAUAAAAGUAAUGUCUAUCAGGUUCCAGAGAGGUUCAUCGAGAUAUCAGAAGUGGCUCUGAGAGAGUUCUACUCUGCCAUUUGGACUGGAAGAGACAGCGACCCCUGCUGGAAGAAAGGAAUCUAUAAAAUUAUCUGUAAGCUCGACAGUCCUGUUCCAGAUGCCUUCAGACUGCCUGGCUGUCCUGUCGGCUGAUGAUGGAGCCGUGUUAUCUGGUUCAUGUAUUCAGAUGCACAAAUGCAUGCAGAAAAACAAAAACACACUGAGAGUGGGGAAUUUAAUUUAAAGUUCCUCAAAGUGAACGCUGGUGUGAGGUAAUCAAUUCAGUUCUGCAUUAUUUUCAUUCAUGAUUUUUAUGUUUUAAAAAAGGGAUACAACAUUUAAGGGAUUCUUCGUGACAUGGAGUGCAGGGAGAAGCACAUUCCUGCUUUAUGUAUGGACACACAGGCUCUAUAGUAGACUGACACACUUCGUAUGCUAUGAUAAGAGUCUUGUGACUGCACUUAUUGAGGAACGUGACCGUGCCAUCGAAUUAAAGUGGAAUUUCCUCUCUGAAAUUCUUCACCAGUCAGUUGACUUGUGAAAUCACAGAGCUGCUAGACAGGGUUAAUCAAAACUGUCAUGAAAUAAAUAGUUACUGUGAACACAGAGCUGGAAUGGACUGAAAUACACACAGCGUUGUGUGUAUUUUGUGACCAUGAGAUGGCUACUGUCUAAAAUGUGCUGUUAAAAUUUGUUAGCACUCACACUGAAUUAUAAUAUGCAUUCCUCUGCAAUACUUUGGACCUUCCAAUUCAUGUAUUAAAUAAUUCUGUAUAACACCCCUCAGUAAACAAACAUACCACUGACUACCCUUUACCAAGCCACACUGAAGUACAUACAGAAUACAGUCUGAGAUAGCUUUUAGACUUAAAGGCACUAUGAGGAGUUUUUCACCAGCUGAGAAACAGACUGAAACCAACACUGAUGCCUCUUUAUGACCUGCAAAAGCAAACAAAACCAUAAUUGACAACACUGAUACUUUCUCUGUUGCCAUUUUUAAUGCCUUGUACCACUCAGUGGGGGUAGGUGUCAGACCACAUGAUUGACAUUUGACUUUGGAAUCAUCCUUUUUCAUCUGUUUUCAUGUCAAAUAAUCACAUUGAGUGAUAAA
Molecule: messenger RNA, 3814 nt
Organism: Notolabrus celidotus (New Zealand spotty)
Lineage: Eukaryota; Metazoa; Chordata; Actinopteri; Labriformes; Labridae
Gene: prox3
Product: prospero homeobox 3
Exons: 7
Coding region: 493-2856 (787 amino acids)
Biological process (GO): regulation of transcription by RNA polymerase II
Cellular component (GO): nucleus
Molecular function (GO): DNA-binding transcription factor activity, RNA polymerase II-specific; RNA polymerase II cis-regulatory region sequence-specific DNA binding
Source: RefSeq, a predicted model, not a curated record